Molecule: messenger RNA, 2738 nt
Organism: Capra hircus (goat)
Lineage: Eukaryota; Metazoa; Chordata; Mammalia; Artiodactyla; Bovidae
Gene: MRPS10
Product: mitochondrial ribosomal protein S10
Exons: 7
Coding region: 79-681 (200 amino acids)
Cellular component (GO): mitochondrion; mitochondrial small ribosomal subunit
Source: RefSeq, a predicted model, not a curated record
CUCUCCUUCUGCGGAACUCUAUGGUCAGAGGACGCUUCUGUGACCCCGGAGGCAAUCCGGGGGAGCAGGAACGGCAAGAUGGCGGCGCGAGCGGUGUUUGGGGCCCUGGGCCGGCGUCUCUGGCAGGGUUCAAGGAAUUUUUCUGUAAGCAGUUCUAGGAGCAGUAUAGCCAAAAACGAUGGCUUUCUUCUCACCAGUAUGAAGUGGGUACAGUUUUCAAACCUACACGUUGAUGUCCCCAAGGAUUUGACCAAGCCUACGAUAACCAUUUCUGAUGAACCGGACACAUUAUAUAAGCGCCUGUCAGUUUUAGUAAAAGGCCAUGAUAAGGCUGUAUUGGACAGUUAUGAAUAUUUUGCAGUGCUUGCUGCUAAAGAACUUGGUAUCUCUAUUAAAGUACAUGAACCUCCAAGGAAAAUAGAACGAUUUACUCUUCUCAAAUCAGUGCAUAUUUUCAAGAAGCACAGGGUUCAGUAUGAAAUGAGAACACUUUACAGAUGUUUAGAGUUAGAGCAUCUCACUGGAAGUACAGCAGAUGUCUACUUGGAAUAUAUUCAGCGAAACUUACCUGAAGGAGUUGCCAUGGAAGUUACAAAGACAAGAUUAGAACAGUUACCAGAACACAUCAAGAAGCCAAUUUGGGAAACAAUACCAGAGGAAAAAGGAGACAGCAAGUCAUAAAGUCCCACAGUGACCACUUGUACCAGGAUGUGGAGUGAACAUGUCAAGUGGAGGGACCCUCCAGUGAGAACUAUUUCAGGUCUACCCGACUGCGCUCCUGAGGCCACAUGGCCUGAUCAGUGUAACGCAGGGGUCAGAACUUUACGAUACACUGGCCUGUUGUGCAAGAACCACUUUAUCUGUUCUUUUGUAAGCCUCAUGUAUUUCAGUUCUGAUUUUAACAAAUACGAGCAAACCAUUUGGACCACUCUGUGCCAAAACAGGGAAAUUGACAUUUUGUUAUUCUGCUGUUGUUAUUAGUUUGUACUGAUUGUGAUUUCUGUCUUUUCAUUCAUCUAAAAAUGAGUGUUUCACAUACUCCUCACACACAUUUUUUUUCUUUUGAGGGACCUAAAAGGAACCUUUGGUUAAUUAAACAUUGAGCAGUUUGAGUUUUUGAUACUUACCUAGUGUAGGCUGGCAUAUGAUAGUUUGGGAUGGUGACCUCCAAGUUUUGCCUCAUGUGAGCAUUACAUUCUUAAAAAUGGAUAUACUUUGCAUCAGAUCAAGCAUGUUUGUGGCUUGCGCUGAACCCCUCUGGGGCUGCCUGGAAGGGUCACUGUAAUGGAAUUUGAGCUCUCGAGAAAUCACUGAUUAUUGGUUCAUUCAUCCUGUAAUUUGUUUAUUCAGUAAGCUUUUCUUUUGUUAGGUUUGCACCCAGUACUGUAGUAAAUACCAAAAAUUGAAUAGCAAUAAUGGCUUUCAAACAUUGUGCAAGGCACAAAUAAAUACUUUUCCUUAUUAAGUUCCAUGCUGAUAAGACCUCUUUCUUUUGGUGAAUAGCACUCUUUUUGUUUGGAGAUGUCUACUUUUCCAUGAAAUUAGAUAGCAGUAAAGAGCUCUGAAAGAGGCAGGAUGACAGUGGGUUGAGACUAUUGGUGUAUCAACCCCAAGGGACUGGUUCGUUUCCUUUUUACAGAAGAAUCGGGUGCUUGUCUUGUGGUUUCCUUCUCAUCUUUGGGGUAGUUUGACUUCUCAGUUUUCCCCCCUUAAACUGGAGUCCCUUUUCUCUUUGCCUGACCUGCUAUCAGGUGUGAGUGUUCUGAAUGCACACUGCUUACGUAUCAGACUUACAUUACUGUCAUUAACUUGAAAAGAAUUACAGCCUUGUCCACCAAGACCUCAUUCUGUUUUCACCUCAGUUGUGGACUGUCAUUCACAAAUGUAUAAAGCAUGAUUACCCCAGGAAUAAGCCUCAGGAUUAAGAACUAAUCAAUGAAACAGAAGCAAUAUAAUAGUAAAUAUACAUAACAAAGCAGCCAUUGUGGCUCAUUUUCACUAUAAAAAGAUUCUUUAAAAAUAAACACAGACCCACAUCUCACCCUUUUUGGUGCUUUUAUUACAGACUAUCAGUCACAUAAUUAUAGUAGGGUGACGUGCACCCUCGCCUCUGGUGGCUCUCCUUUAAAGGUAUACUUCCAUUUCCAACUGUUUUCAGACUAAAGAAGCCUGUUAAACCAGAUUACUUAGCUCUUCACAUUACAUAUUAAAAUCUCAUUUUAAGAUAAAUACAGAGAUAAACUACACACACAACUAAAAUUAGUGGUAUUUCCUUGACAUAAGUAAUUGGCAUAUUUGAAGCCUACUUGAUGUAAACUAGGUAACUUGUUUAUUCUCAGACUGAGAAAGUUUUGUUGUUUCUUCUAAAUUGGGUCCCCUGAGUAAAAUGCACAGUCCGAAAAUUAGAAUUAAUGCCCAAGUCUCACUCUCUGUUCGUGGUGGUGAUGAGAGGUAGUGAGAAGCAUAGACCUGCUGUCAGGAUGGACCAGAAGGCAGGUAUGAAUUAAGGUGGUCUUUUAUUGAAGUGAAGGGCUGAAUUCAGUGUUGCUUUCUCUGAUCUGAAGUAUAGUUUUUUUUAUAUUAUAUAAAAUAGUGUUAAGGUCUGUCUUAAACUAUUGGUAGACUCUACAGAUUAAACUUGUUCAGCACCUGGUAGUUUUGAUUUCAAAGAGAAUUACUUAAUAUGUCCUUUGGCCACUUAGAUAUGCCACAGUAAACACGUAAAGCAGUGGUUUUAA